GAAAUCUUUGGAAUUAUCUUUUCACUCCUCUCAUCCGACACCCUGCCUAUUUCAAAAAUUAGAGCGUGUUGAGUAAGUGCUGGAUUACUCACAGGCCCCCCCCCUUUUUUCCGGGCGCAAAACCGUGAUCUGGAUUUAUAAUCGCCCUAUAAAGCUCCAGAGACGGUCAGACACCUGCAAAGCGCCUCGCCACUUCACCGACGAGCGGCCCACGCGAGCUGCGGCCUCGUGAUUUCCCCGCGGAGCGGGUCCCCGCCUCCCCACUCCUCCCCCGCCUCCUCCGAAGCCUAGCAGUCGCCUCGGGAUCUCUCACGUCUCUUGACGCUCGCGUGCGGGACAGAGCUUGCAAGAGCGAGGCAGCAGCUGGAGGUGACACUGGACAAAUUACGCCUGUGACACGAUCCGACCAAGCUUCAUUGAACGGAUCUCUGAGCGCUGAGCGGAGAAGCGGCGGGCGCGCCUAGCUCCAGGUAGCUGAGUCUAGCCGGUUUCUGCGCCUGACACACCGAACAUUCAGGACAGCAGAGGCCUAGGGACCAACGGGCUGAUGGCGUCUUCGACCCCUACCUCGUCCUCCGCCGCCUCGAACGCGGGAGCUGACCCCAGUGCUACCAACCUGCGCCCCACAACAUAUGACACCUGGUGCGGCGUGGCCCAUGGAUGCACCAGAAAACUGGGACUCAAGAUCUGCGGCUUCUUGCAAAGGACCAACAGCCUGGAAGAGAAGAGCCGUCUUGUGAGCGCCUUCAAGGAAAGGCAGUCCUCCAAGAACCUACUUUCCUGCGAAAACAGUGACCGUGAUGCCCGCUUCCGGCGCACUGAGACGGAUUUCUCCAACCUGUUUGCUCGAGAUCUACUUCCAGCCAAGAACGGGGAGGAGCAAACUGUGCAGUUUCUGCUAGAGGUGGUGGACAUACUCCUCAACUAUGUCCGCAAGACAUUUGACCGCUCCACCAAGGUGCUGGACUUUCAUCACCCACAUCAGUUACUGGAAGGCAUGGAGGGUUUCAACUUGGAGCUCUCCGACCACCCUGAAUCCCUGGAGCAGAUCCUGGUUGACUGCAGGGACACCCUGAAGUAUGGGGUCCGCACAGGUCAUCCUCGUUUUUUCAACCAGCUCUCCACUGGAUUGGAUAUCAUUGGCUUAGCUGGUGAAUGGCUAACAUCUACCGCCAAUACCAAUAUGUUUACAUAUGAAAUUGCACCAGUGUUUGUCCUCAUGGAGCAAAUAACACUUAAGAAGAUGAGAGAGAUAGUUGGAUGGUCAGGUCAAGAUGGCGAUGGGAUAUUUUCUCCUGGGGGAGCCAUAUCCAACAUGUACAGCAUCAUGGCUGCUCGCUACAAGUACUUUCCAGAAGUUAAGACGAAGGGCAUGGCGGCUGUGCCCAAACUGGUUCUCUUCACCUCAGAACACAGUCACUAUUCCAUAAAGAAGGCUGGGGCUGCGCUUGGCUUUGGAACCGACAAUGUGAUUUUGAUAAAGUGCAAUGAAAGGGGAAAGAUCAUUCCAGCCGAUUUGGAGGCAAAAAUUAUCGAAGCCAAACAAAAGGGAUACGUUCCUCUUUAUGUCAAUGCAACUGCGGGUACCACUGUUUAUGGAGCCUUUGAUCCAAUACAGGAUAUUGCAGAUAUUUGUGAGAAAUAUAACCUUUGGCUCCAUGUGGAUGCCGCCUGGGGUGGGGGACUGCUCAUGUCCCGGAAGCACCGCCAUAAACUCAGUGGCAUAGAAAGGGCCAACUCUGUCACCUGGAACCCUCACAAGAUGAUGGGUGUGCUGUUACAGUGCUCGGCCAUUCUUGUCAAGGAAAAGGGUCUGCUCCAAGGCUGUAACCAGAUGUGUGCAGGAUACCUCUUCCAACCAGACAAGCAGUAUGAUGUUUCCUAUGACACUGGAGACAAGGCGAUUCAGUGUGGCCGCCACGUGGACAUCUUCAAGUUCUGGUUGAUGUGGAAAGCAAAGGGCACAGUAGGAUUUGAACAUCAGGUCAACAAAUGCUUAGAACUGGCCGAAUACCUCUAUGCCAAGAUUAAAAACAGAGAAGAAUUUGAGAUGGUGUUCGAUGGCGAGCCUGAGCACACAAACGUCUGCUUCUGGUAUAUUCCACAAAGCCUAAGGGGUGUUCCGGAUAGCCCUGAACGACGGGAAAAGCUCCACAGGGUGGCUCCAAAAAUCAAAGCUUUAAUGAUGGAGUCGGGUACAACCAUGGUUGGUUACCAGCCUCAAGGGGACAAGGCUAACUUCUUCCGGAUGGUCAUCUCAAAUCCAGCUGCUACCCAGUCUGACGUCGACUUCCUCAUUGAGGAGAUAGAAAGAUUGGGCCAGGAUCUGUAAUCUCCCUCAGCAGAACAUGAGUUAGUGGAGAAGGUCUCUUUCCCCUGCCACCCUAGAACAAACCUCUAUAAGUUACAAAACCACAUAGUCCAUUUCACUGAGGGAAUAUAUAAUAUCUUGAAGAAUGCUGUUAAAAUCUUACUUAAGCUUGUUUGUUAUAGCUAGCUGGACAGUUCUUUUUAAAAAGUUGCACAUUAGAAACACAGUAUAUAUGUACAGUUAUAUAUACCUCUCUCUCUAUAUAUAUAUAUAUGUAUAAUGAGUGUGGCUUAGAAAUAGUUUACAGCAUGUUUCCCACUCCAAGAGAAUUAGCUUUAUCUUCAACAGUUACUGCAGGCUAAACAUGAUGCAAACCAGCUUGCCCAACAAUUACAAGAAAGAUGUUGUUCAAAAUGUAGAGUCCUGGGGACCAAGGGAAAUGCUGGUGGUAGGAGUUGACCUGACUGUCGUCGUUUCACUUACCUGAAGUCAUGAUGGAUGAGAAAAAUCAACACUAGUUGAAAAGUCACACCUUCCCUGUUAAUAUCCUAUUAGGGGAAAAUAGUAGCAUUGUUACAGAGGUACUAUUGCUGUGUUUUAGAGAUUAAUUUGUGUAGAGUGUGUUGUCUGAUCUUGGGGGAGAGGAAGAACACAUGUAAUGAUUUCAAUGAUUGUUGAAUUGUAGGUAGAUGAAAUAUUUGAUUAUUUAUAUUCAGAGAUUUAUCAUGUUAAAGAGGUGUGUGGUAUUUUUUUCUCAUUUGUAAUGUAUCUUAUUUAUAUAUUAUUGAAGUAAGUUCUGGAAACUGUUUAUGGUAUUUUCGUGCAUUUGUGAGCCAAAGAGAAAAGAUAAAAGUUAGUGAGACUUGUAUUUAUAUUAGAGUGCCCUUAAAUAAUGACUUAAGCAUAAGUUUACUGAACUGCCUGUAAAUGAAUCCUGAUACUGUAUAUAGAGUCAUAUAUAUGGAAAUUCCAUGACUUAAGUUGCAUCUGGUCUUCUAUUCCCUGCUUUGUCUGGCUGUAUGUCUGGUGUUCUCAGUGCUUUUCUAGUAGCUGUUGGAUACUAACUGUAGAUCCCUGUAAUUUUGUAGUUCUUCAUGACCAAUCUCUGUGACUCACUUAGCUGAAACCUAAGGUAAUGUUUCCGAAGACCUUCCGAAGAUCUCAGAUAAAUUGACCAGGCUCACAACUGUUUUUGAAGAGAGGAAGUCCACACUGUGCGUUUUAGAGUAUGUAAGAAGAAUAUAAAUAAAAAUAUUCUCCAUAGAGAAUUUGAACAAAA
This is a messenger RNA of Chrysochloris asiatica (Cape golden mole), 3590 nucleotides long. RefSeq names its product glutamate decarboxylase 1 (brain, 67kDa) (gene GAD1). The transcript has 17 exons. Gene Ontology annotation, molecular function: glutamate decarboxylase activity; pyridoxal phosphate binding. NCBI's taxonomy places the organism in Eukaryota, Metazoa, Chordata, Mammalia, Afrosoricida, Chrysochloridae. The record is from RefSeq and is a predicted model, not a curated record. Gene Ontology annotation, biological process: GABA biosynthetic process. Gene Ontology annotation, cellular component: presynaptic active zone; cytoplasm. The coding region runs from base 548 to 2332 and encodes 594 amino acids.